This is a messenger RNA of Arthroderma uncinatum, 1551 nucleotides long. Its product is annotated as serine hydroxymethyltransferase. Gene Ontology annotation, molecular function: serine binding; cobalt ion binding; zinc ion binding. NCBI's taxonomy places the organism in Eukaryota, Fungi, Ascomycota, Eurotiomycetes, Onygenales, Arthrodermataceae. Gene Ontology annotation, biological process: L-serine catabolic process; folic acid metabolic process; tetrahydrofolate interconversion. Bases 1 to 1551 code for a protein of 516 amino acids. The transcript has 5 exons. Gene Ontology annotation, cellular component: cytoplasm. The record is from RefSeq and is a predicted model, not a curated record.
AUGUCCCUGCGCUGUGCCAGAGACGCCGCCAGACGGUUCGCCGUCCCUCGCACCUACAUCAGACCUGCACAGCUCGUCAGAUGGCAGAGCUCCGCUGCCUCCAACGGCCACCACAAUGAGCUCUCAAAACACCUGCAGUCCACAGACCCCGAGAUCUACAAGAUAAUACAGAAUGAGAAACGCCGCCAGAAGCACUUUAUCAACCUCAUUCCGUCAGAGAACUUUACCAGCCAGGCUGUCCUCGAUGCCCUAGGCAGUGUUAUGCAGAAUAAAUACUCGGAGGGAUACCCCGGAGCAAGAUACUAUGGUGGAAACGAGUUCAUCGACCAGGCAGAACGCCUCUGCCAGGAACGAGCCCUUCAGACCUUCUCCCUGAACCCAGAGGAAUGGGGUGUCAACGUCCAGGCCCUCUCUGGCUCUCCCGCCAACCUCUGUGCGUACUCCGCCGUCCUCAACGUCCACGACCGUCUCAUGGGCCUUGACCUCCCCCACGGCGGUCAUCUCUCCCACGGCUACCAGACCCCCACUAAGAAGAUCUCCGCCAUCUCCAAAUACUUCGAGACGGUGCCUUACCGCCUCGAUGAAUCCACCGGCCUCAUCGACUACGACAAGCUUGCCGAGCUCGCAUUGGUCUACCGCCCUAAGCUCAUCAUCGCAGGAACAUCCGCCUACAGUCGACUGAUCGACUACCCACGCAUGCGCCAGAUCGCAGACAGCGUCAAUGCCUACCUCCUCGCUGAUAUGGCCCACAUCUCCGGCCUGGUAGCUGCAUCCGUCUUGCCUACUCCCUUCGCUCACGCCGACAUCGUCACCACAACCACCCACAAAUCACUCCGUGGACCCCGUGGCGCCAUGAUCUUCUACCGCAAGGGUCUCCGCCGUACCGACGCAAAGGGCAACAAGGAGUUCUACGAUCUCGAGAACCCCAUCAAUGCCUCCGUCUUCCCCGGCCACCAGGGCGGUCCACACAACCACACCAUCACCGCCCUCGCCGUAGCCCUCAAGCAAGCCCAAUCUCCUUCCUUCAAACAAUACCAGACCAACGUCCUCAAGAACGCUCAAGCUCUCGCUGCCCGUCUCGGAAACCCCACCUCCGCCGGCGGUCUAGGCUACAACAUCGUCUCCGGCGGCACAGACAACCACCUUGUCCUCGUCGACCUUAAGAACCGUGGUGUCGACGGUGCUCGCGUCGAACGAGUCCUCGAACUCUGCGGCGUGGCAAGUAACAAGAACACCGUGCCAGGAGACAAAUCGGCCCUUAAGCCAGGUGGUCUCCGCAUCGGUACCCCAGCCAUGACCUCUCGCGGAUUCGCAGAGGAAGACUUUGCCCGCGUAGCCGAUAUCGUCGACCGGGCUGUCACCAUCACUCAGAAGCUCGACAAGGCUGCUCGUGCACACGCCGAGAGCAACAAGCGCAAGAACCCAGGCAGCCUCAAGGCGUUCCAUGAGUUCUUGGGAGAGGGCGAGGAGGUUUCUGAGAUCGUGCAGCUUAGACAGGAGGUCGAGGAUUGGGUGGGAACGUUCAGCCUGCCAUGGACCGAUAGCGAGUAA